Molecule: messenger RNA, 1524 nt
Organism: Sitophilus oryzae (rice weevil)
Lineage: Eukaryota; Metazoa; Arthropoda; Insecta; Coleoptera; Curculionidae
Product: neurofilament heavy polypeptide-like
Exons: 6
Coding region: 123-1499 (458 amino acids)
Biological process (GO): nucleotide-excision repair, DNA gap filling; DNA strand elongation involved in DNA replication; DNA replication
Cellular component (GO): delta DNA polymerase complex; nucleus
Molecular function (GO): DNA-directed DNA polymerase activity
Source: RefSeq, a predicted model, not a curated record
AGGCCCAAAAAAAAAUUAAGAAGAUGAAAUUAACAAGACAAGUGUCAAACCUACUGGAAAUGGCGGUAUUUUGAUAAAUUAUUUAAAAAAAAUUAGGAAAUAUCUGCCAGAAUAUCAUCAUAAUGGAGGAAACAUAUGAAAAACUUGAAGAACUGAUAAAGGACGAUGAUAAAAUUGUAACAGUUCCGUCGUUUGCUUGGGAAACAAACACACCUGAAAAUGAGGCAAGAGAAAUUAUUGAAAAGUUUAUUGCAGUCCAUGAUGAAGAGGAACAAAUCCAAGUAACUUAUGUGUUGGUUGGUACAAAGAAGGGAGAACAUGGUACCUCAGUUGUAUUGGUGCGAAAGAAAGAUUUACAUGAUGUGGCAAAGCUGUUCGAAGAUGGUGUUCAAAAAGUUGUUUUCAGUAUACAAAAGGCGAAAUCAGUGGAUUGGAAUGUUCUGGCUUUGGCAGAACCAAGUGCUGAAUUAUGCAGUGAUCCCAUAAAGGGAUCUGUUAUUGGUAAAAACUGCAUAAAAAGAGUGUUAAAAAAGAAAUUGUUAGCACCAUUGCCAACAGGGACAAUUAAAGGAAAGGGUUCAAUAUUUGCAAAACAACCAAAUAAGGAAAUAAAGUCAGAAGAAAAAGUUGAAGUGAAAAAAGAAACUACUAGCAAUGAGAACAAUAAAAAUAAGACAAAUCAACAAGGAUCUAUUUCAAAUAUGUUUGGUAAAGCAACUGAAAAUAAAAAAUCCGAAGAGAAAGAUGAAAAACCUCUAAAAAAGCUCACCACAAAUUCAAGUCAACCCAAAAAGAAUUCUAUUAUGAACAUGUUUGGAAAAAUACCACCCAACAAAGUAAAAGAACCCAAGAAAGAGAUUGAAAAUGAAGAGAAACAACCGAUAAAAUCAGAAACAAAGUCUGAUAUUUUCGAUUCAGAUACAGAGGAGGAGAUUAUGAAGGAUUUGGAGAUGAUUGAGGAGCAGCCAGUAAAUAAAAAGAAUGUACCAAAUAAAAAAGAAUCAAAUUCAAAGUGUAGUCAGAAAGAAGUAUCUAAAAAUAAUCCCAAAAAGAGAAGAGCCAAAAAUAGUGGUGAAGGUGAAAAGAAACGUAGAAGAAUUAUUGUGGAAAAUGAUUCAGAUAGUGAUAUAUUUGAUUCGGAUAAAUCUGAUAUAGAUUUAGUUGAAAAAUCAGAUGAAGAACCUGUAGUUGUGAAACCUGUCGAAAAACCUCCUAAAAACAAGAAAAGAAAAACCGUAGAGAGGACAUACCAAGAUGAAGAAGGCUUUUUGGUGACUCAAACUGAGUAUGUCUAUGUAUCAGCAUCGGAAGAAGAAAGUGAACCUAUUAAAAAACCCAUAGAAGUAUCAACUAAGCCAAAACUAGAGAAAAAACAGAGCAGUAAUUCUGAGAAUGAUGUUAGUCCCAAGAAAGGAGCUAAAAAAGGGAAGAAAAAUAAUUUAAAGAAGACUCCUUCAGGCAAUCAGACAUCUCUGAUGAACUUUUUUAAACCUAAAUAAUUAUUAUUUAUUGUUUAUAAUAAAA